This is a messenger RNA of Caenorhabditis angaria, 1304 nucleotides long. Lineage: Eukaryota; Metazoa; Nematoda; Chromadorea; Rhabditida; Rhabditidae. The record is from the annotation of a GenBank genome assembly.
AUGUCGUCUGUUUUUGAACGUAAGUUUCUCCACUUCAGGAAAAAAUCUAGAAUACAAAUUUGUAGCAACGAGAACGAAUAUUGACAAAUUUCUGGAUCGUUUAAUGAAUAUCGGCCGCCUUGGUACUGGUUUUACAACAACUAUCGAAGAAACUGAAAUCAUGGAUUUGUGUCAUGAGGCAAUUCAGAUGUUUAUGAAACAACCAGUGUUUAUCGAAGCAAAACCGCCAAUUCAAGUGGUCGGAGAUAUCCAUGGACAAUUUGGUGAUCUUAUGCGUCUCUUCAAUUCCUGUGGUUUUCCACCAGAACAAAAUUAUCUUUUUCUUGGAGAUUAUAUUGAUCGCGGACAAUUCAGCGUGGAAACUAUUCUGCUAUUGAUUUGUAUCAAAAUGAAAUAUCCGGAGAACUUCAUCUUACUUCGCGGAAAUCAUGAGACAAAAUUGGUGAAUCGAAUCUAUGGAUUCUAUGAUGAUAUUAAUAAGAGAUUUGGAACUCCAAGAUUGUAUGAAUCAUUUAGUGAUGUAUUUCAAGUUAUGCCAUUGAGUUGUUUGAUUGGGAAACGUAUACUUUGUAUGCACGGCGGGUUAUCGAGUGAGUUGCUUAAUGCGCAGAGUUUGGAUAUUUUGGACAAGUUCACUCGCCCGUUCCCUGAUCCACCUAAUCCAUCACUUGGUAUUGAUUUACUUUGGUCGGAUCCAGAUGUCAAUACGAAAGGUUUCAAGCAAAAUAUCAGGUUUGUUAAAAGGGCUGGAACUUUCUGAAGGAAAAUAUUUAUUCAUCUCUGAUUUUGAAAUAUUUCCGGUCAACAUUGAAUGAAAUAGGAAGUUGUUUUUUGAUUUUCAAGCUUCCGAGUUAUAAAAAACCAAAUUUUCUGAUAAACAUUUUUUGGAAUCCCGAAAAAAUGUUUCAAAAAAUGAGAAAACCACGUGGCACAUUUCAAUUUUCAGAAAAAUUCCCGGAAAUUUUCUAACAAAAUUCAUAAUAAAUUUUAUUUUCAGAGGAUGCAGUUGCACAUUCGGUCCAGAAAUUGUCACCCAAAUCUGCGAAAAAUUCAAGCUCGACCUAAUCGUUCGCGCUCAUCAAGUCGUCCAAGAUGGCUACGAAUUUUUCGCCAACAAAAAACUCGUCACCCUAUUCUCGGCUCCUCAUUAUUGCGGACAAUUUGACAAUGCGGCUGCGGUUAUGAAAAUUGAUGAGAAUAUGGUGUGCUCUUUCAAAAUUCUUCGCCCCGAAUUCCCAAAUCAGAAACCAACUCAAUGUGCCAGCACAAUCACAAUUCUCGCUCCUCCACCACCAUCUUCAUAA